Messenger RNA from Sphaerodactylus townsendi, 2141 nucleotides. RefSeq names its product zinc finger protein 501-like. Gene Ontology annotation, biological process: regulation of transcription by RNA polymerase II. Gene Ontology annotation, molecular function: DNA-binding transcription factor activity; RNA polymerase II cis-regulatory region sequence-specific DNA binding. Lineage: Eukaryota; Metazoa; Chordata; Lepidosauria; Squamata; Sphaerodactylidae. The coding region runs from base 84 to 1571 and encodes 495 amino acids. The record is from RefSeq and is a predicted model, not a curated record. The transcript has a single exon.
CUCUCUUUGUUAUUACUGAGAAAGUGAGAGAGCAUCAUGAAGUGUGGCAAGAAAGGGGCUCUGAAACAGUGCAGCAGCAGAGAAUGGAAUUAAUUUCUGCUGAAGGUGCCAACCUGGCUGGAACCCAAGUUCAAGAAGAAAGCCAUGAAGAAAAGAAAACGAAUGUGUUCCUUCAAUGUGCAAAUCUUUUAACUGGCACAUCCAAUCUUACAAUGAACAGUAGACAGAAGCUGUGUAGAGAGAGCUCCAUUCUGAGCCAAAACAUUACUUCACACAGAAGGCUGCAUAUAGAAGAAAAUCUGCAAACAAGCUCAGAAUGUGCUGUGAGCUUCAGAAAGGAGAACCAACUUACGUACCAUCAGAUAAUUAAAGACGGAGAAAAAAUGUACACCUGCUCAGAGUGUGGAAAGAUCUUCAAAAAGAAAGAUCGUCUUAUGUACCAUCUAAGAAUUCAUUCUGGAGAAAAACCAUAUGCCUGUUCAGAGUGUGGAAAAGGCUUCAGAAAGAAAGACCACCUUAUUUCUCAUCAAGGGAUCCACAAAGGGGAGAAACCAUAUACCUGUUCAGAAUGUAAGAAAAGCUUCAGAAAGAAGGACCACCUUGCUUCACAUCAAGGAAUUCACAAAGGGGAAAAACCGUAUAUCUGCUCAGAGUGUGGGAAAAGAUUCAGAAAGAAAGAGUACCUUUCUGGUCAUCAAAGAGUUCACACAGGGGAAAAACCACAUAAGUGCUCUGUAUGUGGGAAAAGUUUCAGUGACCGCUCAGGCCUGACUUCUCAUCAAGUAAUCCAUACAGGAGAGAAACCCUAUACAUGUUCAGAAUGUGGAAAGAGCUUUAGCCGCAGCAGAAAUCUUAUCUCCCAUCAGAGAAGUCAUACAGGGGAGAAACCAUAUGAAUGCUUUGAAUGUGGAAAGAUCUUCACUAACAUUUCAGGCCUUACCUAUCAUCAAAGAAUCCACACAGGAGAGAAACCAUAUGUAUGUCUAGAAUGUGGAAAGAGUUUCUGUCUCAGUUCAGGCCUUGCUUACCAUCAAAGAAUCCACACAGGAGAGAAACCAUAUAUAUGCUCAGAAUGUGGAAAAAGCUUCAGUAACAAUUCAGGCUUUACUUAUCAUCAAAGAAUUCACACAGAAGAAAAACCAUUUACUUGCUCAGAAUGUGGGAAAAGCUUCAGAAAUAAGAGCCAUCUUACUUCCCAUAGUAGAAUUCAUACUGGAGAGAAACCUUAUAAAUGCUUAGAAUGUGGAAGAAGUUUCAGACGCAUCACAAAUCUUACUUCCCAUCUUGGGAUCCACUUAGGAGAGAAACCAUACACGUGCUUAGAGUGUGGAAAGAGCUUCAGGUUGAAGGACUUCCUUACUAGCCAUCAAAGAAUCCACACAGGUGAAAAACCAUAUAAAUGCUCAGAAUGUGGAAGAAGCUUUAGUGACAGCUCAGGCCUUAAUUACCAUAAAAGAAUUCAUACAGGAGAAAAACCACAUACAUGCUCAGAAUGUGGAAAGAGCUUCAGAAAGAAAGACCAGCUUACUAACCAUAAAAGAAUCCACACAGGGGGAAAACUAUGUAAAUGAUCAAUUUAUGGAAGGUUUUAGAUGGAGUGCUCAGUUUAGCAGAAGAAGUAAUCUACAAGAAGGAGAAAACAUAUGAAUGUGUGUACUGUGCAAUCAUCCCUUCAAAUAUGGGAGAAACCAUAUACAUUCUCUUUCUCUUAAUUGUGUUUUUUUUCAGAGCUAGGUUUCACUGAUCAUCUCAGAAUCUAUGAUCGAUUGACAUUAUUAAAUUUAAGCCUGUGGCAAAAGCCAGAAGGGUGUAGUGGUUAAGAGCAGUGGACUCUAAUCUGGCGAACUGAAUUUGACUCCCCACUCCUUUGUAAGCAGCAAGAAUUUCAUUCCUUUCUAUUCAUGAACAAGUACUUGAGGUAGGGAAUUCACUUGACUGGUUGGGCUUCCUGCAGGAAACAGGUGCAAAGAGACUAUCAUAUUUAAAAAAUUCCUUGACUAACUGGAUCUUUCUUAUUUAUAUAACCUGAGUAGCUUUUACAGUUUAAUUAUGGGAUGUACUCUAUCCUUGCAAUGUAGCCAUAUUAUAUUAUAUUAUAUUAUAUUAUAUUAUAUUAUAUUAUAUUAUAUUAUAUUAUAUUA